Molecule: messenger RNA, 5823 nt
Organism: Saimiri boliviensis boliviensis (Bolivian squirrel monkey)
Lineage: Eukaryota; Metazoa; Chordata; Mammalia; Primates; Cebidae
Source: RefSeq, a predicted model, not a curated record
CAGCGGUCACGUGUGUACACAGGGCCCGGGCGGCGUGCGCACCGUGAGCCCUUGCAGCCUCCUCCAGCUCGAGCUGCCCGUCCGGGGCGACUGCGCGCGGGCCUCCGCCCAGCGAGCCGCCCAGCUCCUGACACAGGCGGGAGCCUGACCUCCUUGGCUCUAGGAACGCCCGCCCCCAGCUGACUUCCCUCCGAAGAUCUCUAGACAAUGCUUGGUAAAAAGAGGGCCCUGGGGAGAACGUUGGGGCAAACACGGAAAGCGUGUCACCUUCCAACCCAUGGAAAGGGAAGGAAGACAGGUGCUGCUCAGCUCAUAACCCUCCUUGGAAACAGAAAUCAUCUUUGUGGUUGACACCUAGUGAACUGCACAGAGAACAGCCUGCAGCUUUGAAGUAUAUAAAUCCUUCAGUAUCUGUCAGCUGCCAGUAAAUAAAAAUGCAUGCAGGAGAACUUUCCACCUGACCCCACCUGAGAGCCCGGCUGGCAUUUCCAGGUCCCGGCUGGGGUGAGAGCACGCACUGGAGAGUGGCUCAGAUGGCGAGCGGGAUGCACGUGAGCGCAUGGAGGAAAUGCCAGCAGCUCCCGCUCCACGUGACACCCUCCCAAGAAUCGAGCCAUUCUCAGUCCGGCAGAUGCUGGCCGCUGGCCACCUCCCUCCGGCUCGGCUGAUGGUGGGGCAGGCAUUAGCAGUCCAGGCAGCUUCUCUCAGACUCCCCGAGAGGAGGGGGCGUGGCAGGCCACAGGCUGGCCCUCGUGGUUCCACGAGGAGAGCUCCGCAGAGGCAACCCUUGCAGGAGGCUCAUGCAUGGGGCCGGCUCAACUUCUCUCCAGCCGUGCCAUAUCCCAUCUGUGCACAGACAUGCUGGACACACGCACUCCCAUCUCUGCUUCCGAUGGAGCAGAGAUGAGCCUGCCCUCCACCUCCGCUGUGCCUCUGAGAACCUCUGUGUCUGUGGGCUGAGUGAGUGCGGCCCGGCCUUCGCUCUGCAGUAGACCCUUCGUUGAUUUUCUCCGGGGAAAAAAAAACCUUGUAACCAAUGUCUCCGGCAUACUGAGCACCAGGGGCAGCUGUCUGCACCUGGACAAGUCUCGGCCUGACCUGCCCCUCGGCACUCAGUGGGACAGCCUGCAGGGAUCAGACAGGAGCCUGCAGGGAGAGGCCACGGCCCCCAGGAGCUGGGCUGUCAGAAAGGUGGGGCCAGAGGCCAGCUGUGCUCAGUUCAGCCCCUGGUUUCUGGAACCCGGCAGUAAACAGCAGGAGGGAGGGGCGGCGGUGCCUGCCAAGGGAGGCAGAGGCCCUGCGGGGAACUCAGGAAAACAAGUGCUCGCAUCCUGGGGCCCUGGCUCGCACGCACGCGCAGGAGGCCAGGUGCACUGCUGAUAAGAGCCGCGGUGUGCCGAGAAGCGCGGCAGCCCAGGUCCUCACCAGAGCGUGGUGGCCGCCUCCGUCCCACCAUGCUGCUCGCCGACAGUGACCAGGACCCACAGCACCAAGAAGCGUGGGCCACCAAGUAAAGGGUUGCGGAGUCCCGCCGGCCGCCAUGUGGGGCUGCGGCUGGCUCAAUGGCACAGGACUGGUGGAGGAGCUGCCUGCCUGCCAGGACCUGCAGCUAGUGCUGCUGGUGCUGUCACUGCUGGGCUUGCUGGUGGGCGUGCCGGUGGGCCUGUGCUACAACGCCCUGCUAGUGCUGGCCAACCUACACAGCAAGGCCAGCAUGACCAUGCCGGAUGUGUACUUCGUCAACAUGGCGGUGGCGGGGCUGGUGCUCAGUGCCCUCGCCCCCGUGCACCUGCUGAGCCCCCUGAGCUCCCGGCGAGUGUGCCGGGACUCCCAGUGGCCACUGUGGAGUGUGGGCAGUGACGUCCAUGUGGCACUCCAGAUCCCCUUCAAUGUGUCCUCGCUGGUGGCCAUGUACUCCACCGCCCUGCUGAGUCUUGACCACUACAUCGAGCGCGCGCUGCCGCGGACCUACAUGGCCAGUGUGUACAACACGAGGCACGUGUGCGGCUUUGUGUGGGGUGGGGCGCUGCUGACCAGCUUCUCCUCGCUGCUCUUCUACAUCUGCAGCCACGUGUCUGCCCGUGCACUGGAGUGCGCCAAGAUGCAGAACACUGAGGCUGCCGACGCCAUGCUGGUGUUCAUCGGCUACGCGGUGCCGGCGAUGGCCGCCCUCUACGCGCUGCUGCUGCUCUCCCGCGUCCACAGGGAGGACACGCCCCUGGACCAGGACGAGGGCCGGCUGGAGCCCUCGGCACACAGGCUGCUGGUGGCCACCGUGUGCACGCAGUUUGGGCUCUGGACACCGCACUACCUGACCCUGCUGGGGUGCACGGUCUUUGUCUCGCGAGGGAAGCCUGUGGAUGCCCACUACCUGGGGCUGAUGGACUUUGCAAAGGAUGUGUCCAAACUCCUGGCCUUCUGCAGCAGCUUUGUGACGCCGCUUCUCUACCGCUACAUGAACCAGAGCUUCCCUGGCAAGCUCCGGCGGCUGAUGAAGAAGCUGCCUUGGGGGAACCGGCAAUGCUCCCCAGACCAUGUGGGGGUGCAGCAGGUGCUGGCCUAGGCGGCCCAGCCCUACCACGUGGGGAUGCAGCAGUGCUGGCCUAGGCGGCUGGCCCUCCCACAUGGGGGUGCAGCAGGUACUGACUUAGGCGGCCAAGCCCAGCCUUUCCACAAGGGGUGCAGCAGGCGCGGACAGAGGCCCAGCCCUCCCAUGCGGGGGUGCAGAAGGUGCUGCCACUUAAUGGCCCGGCCCUCCCACACAGGAAUGCAGCAGGCGGUGACGUAGGCCCAGCCCUCCCAUGUGGGGUGCAACAGGUGAUGAUGUAGACAGCUCGGCCCUCCCACGCGGGAAUGCAGCAGGUGCUAGUGCAGGUGGCCCAGGCCUCCCACGCGGGAAUGCAGCAGGUAUAGGCCCAGUCUUCCCGGGAGGAAGUGGCUCUGGUGGACGCAGAGCACUUGGCUACCCUGGACGGUCCCUGCGUCCUUCCCAGAUGAGCUGCUACAAGUGAAAUAUGAAGGGUGUUUUUCUUGAACUUUUAUUUUUCCCACAAAGGCCACUCUUGUGCUGUCCCUAGUGGCUGGCGCCUGGCAUGAGUCUCCCCGAGGCCCGUGCGUCUCCUGAACACACGGCGCAAGGUCCACGUCUGCAAAAGCUUCCUCGCCUUCGGCCCCCACAGCAUUCAGUUUGUCCAUGAAGUGAUGAAAGCCUGCAGCCAGCAUGCAUACUUUGUGGUCAAAACACUUGGUUGCCCCUCAUUUGUUUUAUAAAAAGAGAUGUUUUCUAGAAAAAUGACAAGUAUGAAAAUGAAGGAAACCCCAUGAAAGCAUGCCAGCAGACCAGGGUGACUGGGCCUACCCGUGGGCGGCAUGGUGCUGGCUGGGCCUGCCAGGUGUGCUGCGGUUACCACAGGAUUCUGAGAAUAUUUCACAGAAGUGCCUGAGACUCGGAGACGCGGCUGGUGUUAAAUAGAGCCAUCCAGUAGCAGUGACAUGCUCUCCCCAGCCACCACGUGUCCCUGACAUCCUCUCCAGACCCCACAGAUAACGUCAGCUGGGGUUUUCUCAGUAUGAAUCUGUCCUUCUAAAUCAACUUCCCAAAGUGUGCACAAAACUAAAGAAAAUAAAAGAAAGAAAGGUGUGUUAGGGUUUCUGGCUGAACACCAGAGCUGACGGGUCCCCCCACUGCAGGGGACAGAGGGCUGGAGGCUGUGUGGCAUGGGCUCUGGUGGGAGGGACAGGGAAGAACCUGAGGCCAGCUCCCAAGGCACCUGGGAGCAGCAUCUGCAUCUCUGCGGCCCUUGCAGCCUCAGAUGGGGCCCAGACAGGCCUGUUUCACUUGGGUGCACGGGUCCGUAGUCAGGGGCCAUCGUCCCUCAUCAACCUCACUCGAGACCUUCCACCCACCAGCGUUCUGUAAAUCAUCUACUUUAAAAUGUGGCCAUGAGAAAAGCCCCCAUUCCUCCACACCAUCUGUUCGCCUCUACACAAUUUUCUAGGAUUAAAUUAUAGACCCACAAUCCCCUAUCCUCAAUUCUAAACCCAGAAAACUCUGAAAACAGGAAGAUGUUCCCCAAAGUCUGCAGCAUUCACGUGGCAGCAAUCUCUGGCCUGAAGAGAUGUGAGGGCUGCAUGUCCAUGCGGACACCACCCUUCUGGAGAAAGGUCGGCGUGUCUGUGGGGGCUGCCCCACGCUCUGGUGUUCUGUGGACACCCCUGGCACACUUCCUCCCCACAACCUGGGCCUGCUGGAAUUCUGAGUACGCCCGGCCCCAGAGACAGCGGGCCGGGAGCUGCAGCUUGCUGCCAUCGACGUGGGGACAUCACGCUCUGGUCCCAGUCUCCUGGGACUUCAGCCGUGAGGUCACUGGCAUUAUUUAUCGUGUGCUGCGAGUGGGUCAGAGUUGGCCUGGUGAGGACGCGCAGCUGCAGGCGACUCCUGCUGGAAAUGAGACUGGCAGGACAGACUCCUAAGCUGCAGGAUCAGAAAAGAGUUUUCUGAGCUGCUUCCGUCAGUGUUUUCUUUCAGAUGUGUCAGGAUCACAUAAGGACCCUUAAAGCUGCAGGCCUGACCUCCUUUCCACUCCCUCUGGAGCUGGAGCGGGUGGAAGGGCCGUGUUUCUGAUGGUCCCAGGCUUCCCAUCUCUAUGCCUGCGUGGAAACCCUGGCAUCCAAUGAGGAAACAGUCACACCACCCCACGGAAUCCUGCCCGGCGGCUGGUGCCAAGUAACUCCAACCCUCCUCCCUGUGCAGCCCAGCUCUGCAGGGUGGGGUGUCUGUGUGUGAACCAGGAGACCCCCUUCCUGGUGGAUAUGAUCCAGCCCCCUUGGCUCCACGCUGAGCUCCUGGGAGAGGGGCAGACCCCACAGCACAGGUGAGGGUGGUGCCGGGCUGCGUCUGCUGGGGAAUUACCCCAUCCAACCGGUCCUUCCCAGAGGCGGAAGGGGCCUAAAAUCACUUCACUGCAAUUUAUCGCUGGCUCUGGGUGCAAAAUGGCUCAUUUCUGCGGGUCUGUUGGGGAGCCUGGCCUGCACUCAAUACCCGUGUUGGGCGGCCAAGUGGAGAGGCCUUGGGGACACCCCACAGCCUGGUCAGCUUUUCCUGGUGGGCCACACACAGGGCAGGCACGCGCCUCUAGUGCAGACCCCCGCCUGCUACCUGAGACCCUUUGCUAUACAUCAUGGCCUCCCCUCACCCCUAUCCAGCCAGUCCCCUCCUCAUAACCAGACCCCGCAACCUGUGCCACCCAAGACCCUCCACUGCGCACUGAGGCCUCCGUCCUCACCCCCAGACCCCGCAACCUGUGCCACCCAAGACCCUCCACUGCGCGCUGAGGCCUCCAUCCUCACCCCCAGACCCCACAGCCUCUGCUGCCUGAGACCCUCCACAGUGCACUGAGGCGUCCAUCCUCACCCCCAGACCCUGCAGCCUCUGUGGCUGCUUCCCAGGAGCUGUGUUGCUGAUGUUUCCUGAGACAUCUGCUUGCCUACCUUCGUCUGGGAAGGUUCAGCGCCUCCUGUGCCUCCUGCCUACUGAGUGAUUCCCAAGGCCUUCACCUCAUCACACACAGGACACAAGAACUUAAGCCACCCGGGGGAGAAAAAGGGGUUCCUUGUAAAAAGCCACGUAGCUGUCUGCCCAGCUCCCUAAUUCUUCCCCCAUCUGCGAGACACCAGGACGCGAGUUUGUCAGCAUUUGACGUCCCAGGGUCAGUAAUGCUGCUACCAACACUUCUUGACUACUAUAGUUCAACAUAAUUCAUCUUAUUUUUGUUUAUCCACAAAAAAGCCUUGCCGUGCUUCAUUACAUAAGAUUUCAGGAAA